Molecule: messenger RNA, 1798 nt
Organism: Esox lucius (northern pike)
Lineage: Eukaryota; Metazoa; Chordata; Actinopteri; Esociformes; Esocidae
Product: protocadherin Fat 4-like
Exons: 7
Coding region: 278-1798 (506 amino acids)
Biological process (GO): homophilic cell-cell adhesion
Cellular component (GO): cell-cell junction; plasma membrane
Molecular function (GO): calcium ion binding
Source: RefSeq, a predicted model, not a curated record
AACGCAUAAUGUAGACAUUGUCACGUGUGCUUUCGAGGGACGCGCACAAUAUCAGAGUACGCAACAGGACCACAGCGCUGAUUCACUGAAUCGGUAUGGAUACAAUAAGUUAUUUUGCCUCCUCUGUGAAAAGCGUUUUUACUACAUUAAUUCCCCCAGCACGGAUCAUUCAGGACACAUGUAUGUGUGAUCUAAAAACUGCAUGUUUCUUUAUUACGCUUUAGUUUAAACAUAUUCCAUUUCACUGGGAUUAUAGGACUUCAUAUUUCAUCACGAAAUGGACGCUUCUGGUGGAUCAUGGAUCAAAUACAAAGCUUUUCAUUUACAUCUAAUGGUCAACACAAUAUGUUUCUAUGGUAUGCCAUUAUCUAGUUUUGCUGAUGUUAGCAAAGCUUUUAACGGCCAAGUGAAGUGGUCCAACUUGACGGUAGUAAAGCAGCACCCUUUCUCCUCCUGGUACCAAAUAUCUGAUGGACCCGACAACGACAAGCUAGGAGCUACGCAGUCUCCAUACAGAUGGCUCACAGCGCUGUCUUUUUCCAGACCUGUCUAUUCUUUUCAAGUGAGAGAGGACACACAACCAGGAAUGGUAGUGGGGAAGUUGGAAGCCGAAGGACCCAGAAAACGAUUGACUGACGCUAUCUUCUCUGUGCUGGAGGAUGACGGAGAGGGCCUGUUCCUCCUGAGCCCCGUUUCUGGAGACUUCCUGCUGUCACGCUCAAUGGACUAUGAGACCCAGAGACUCUAUAUCCUGACUGUGGUAAUGAUGCAUCGACACUCAAGAGUGAGCAGUGUCAGGGUCUAUUUCAACGUGCUGGAUGUUAAUGAUAACCGACCUGUGUUCGGACUGGACAACUACUUCAUCAAUGUAGCAGAGGACUGCCCUGUCAGAACAUGCUUCCUCUCUUUCAAUAUAUCCGAUGCAGAUGAUGGUGUGAAUGGUGAGGUGGAUAUAGAGGUGAUUGACGGAGAUGACAACACCACAUUCUCGGUCAGCUCAGACGGAGCUCUCUGCCUCAACACAGAGUUAGAUCGAGAAAAGAGCUCAGACUACCGUCUAACAGUCCGUGCUACUGACCGUGCUUCGUCCGUUUCUCAACGUCUCACUGCCACGGGACAUGUUGUCAUCAAUGUAGACGACAUAAAUGACAACGCACCGUCCUUCGUGUCAGCUAGUAGUGUCUCCAUCCCGGAAGACACUGCUGUCCAGACAGUGGUCAUGGUGAUACAGGCAGUAGAUGCGGAUUCAGGAUCCAAUGGGUAUGUCAUUUAUACCCUGGAGGACACACAAGUUAGUCUGUUUAAUAUCAACAGUACUAGUGGUCAUCUGUACCUGCGGCAGCCUGUGGACAGAGAGCAGGUGGAUACGCUGACUGUCACUGUGACAGCCACAGACAGAGGAUCUCCUCCACUGGCCUCCUCUAUGGACAUCACAGUCUACGUGGAGGACGUUAAUGAUCACAACCCAGAGUUUACACACAGCUACUACAGCCUGGCAGUCAGAGAGGACACCCCCAGAGGAACCAGUCUGCUGCAGCUCAGUGCUCUGGAUUUAGACAUUGGCUCCAAUGGACAGGUGCAUUAUGAGUUGUCCCAGGAUUCGAUAAGAGGCAUUGGGGAUGCAUUUGAUGUGCGCUACCAGUUGUCUCAGGAGAGACCGUUCCAGGUGGACUCUGUCCGAGGCAUCUUCUCCCUGAUGGACAGGCUAGACAGGGAGAUGGUCUCUACUUAUGUGCUGCUCGCCACAGCCGUUGACCGGGGCCAUGUCUCAAGGUCCACCUCUUCUGUGACACACUGA